UAUUCAAUAGACCCGGAAGUGGGGCGGGACUGCUGUUUUGCUGUCGAGUCACCUCUGUCAGGAUGGAGGAAAACGAGCUGCUAUCAUGCUGAAAAACGAAGGAUACCGACAACCAAACAUCAUCAACCGGGAUAGUUAGGCACCGUUUAUCUUGACUGCUGUAUUGUUUUCUGUAACGCUUUGCCAAAAUGAUGGAAGAAAUCGACCGGUUCCAAGUACCUCCAGUCAACGGAGAGACACAGCCUUUGGACCCAGCAGCAUCCUCCACCUCAGAGACAGACCCUGACACCAAGGGAGAGACUAUGGCCAUGAACUACAAGCCCUCAACACUGCAAGUCCAAAUAGAGAAACAGAGGGACCUUGCCAGGAAGGGAUCAGUGAAGAAUGGCACUGUGGGAAGUCCUGUCAAUCAACAACCCAAGAAGAAUGCCAGGACAAGGUUGGUGGUGCCAAACAAAGGCUACUCCUCUUUAGACCAGAACCCAGAUGAGAAGCCCCUGGUAGCAUUGGACACUGACAGUGAUGAUGACUUUGACAUGUCCAGAUACUCCUCAUCAGGAUACUCCUCAGCCGAGGUGAGAUGUCUGAGGGACCAGCACAUCAACCAGGACCUGAACAUCCAGCUCCUUAAGGAUGGGUACCGGCUCGAUGAGAUCCCGGAUGAUGAGGACCUAGAUCUGAUCCCCCCCAAAGCAGUCAACCCCACCUGCAUGUGCUGCCAGGCUGCUCCCUCCACAGCCUGUCAAAUUCAGUAGCAACCCCCCCCCCCCCCAAAAAAAAAACAAAAAAACAAAAAAACAAAAAAAACAACUACUGACCAGAGUGGCAGCAAGGAGGCAAAACUAUCGACUGGCAAUGGCACAAAGGGAAAUUAAUAAAUGGAGACAGAUCAAGUCUUGAGAAAAGAGUCAAUAUGUACAGUAUCUGUGCACGUUCCUCCUAUGGUAGGAUCUGUGCAUCUUACUUGAUUGAUGGCAGAAACAUUACCUCUAAGGAAAACAUGUUACUUUUGCUUCUUCUUCGUUUGACUUCCAUUUCAUGCUUGGGGAUAUUUUGGUUUACAAGGACCACGAGGGAUUGUGAGACAUUGUGGAAGAACGCAAACAAAAUCGGUUGACUGAAAUGAAUACAUGAAUUGGUGACAAGGUGACAUUGCUGUGACAGUGCGUCAUCCAUUGAAUCUACUUCUUCUACUUGUGUGUCAUUGACGGUCAGAUUCGAUUGACAAGAAGAGAUUGGGAGUUUUGUAGUGGCCAUUUUGUUUUGUUCUCUCUUUAUCAUUUCUUUCAGCCAGUCUGCUUUGUCUUUCGGUGUAUAUACAGUAUGUGUCAAACAUGAAAAUGACAUGUGUGUGUCUAAAUAUGUCCAAGAAAGUAGUGCUAAACCGUCAAGCUGCUGACGAAACACUAAUGCUUACACUCACAACACUAUAAGUUAUUCCAGUUUUCUUUUUCAAGUUUGUCUGUUAGAGUACACCAUGGUUGUACUGCUUUAUUAUUUCAAAUUCAGUUAAAAGAAGCUGAAAACAAAUAGUUUUGCAUGUUGCCUGUUAACACCGUGUCCGAAUGACCUGCUUGUGCAGAUGAUUAAUCCGUUUUUAUUGAAAUCUAAACACAUCCUUGUGCCAAUGAGACAUUAUGUGAAGCGUUCUUUUAAAAACAUGAAGUUAGUAAUGUUUAGGUUCACCCACUGUAAUAUCAGUAGAUAUAGAGAAACUAUUAUUAGAAACUGCUCAUGAGUUAGUGCAUACUUUCUUUCUUUGUGUUUGUCCACGUUAGCCUCGACAUGAGUGGAUGUGUAAGAGGAGCACAAAGCGGUCAUCACCAGUGAAUGUGGUUACAAAGUAAUAAUAAUAAGAGGUUUAGAAUGCGUGCAAAUACACAGAAAGUUGUGCAAUUUUGACCGUACCUGUUAUAGGUUCAGAAGAAUGUUCUGAAGAAUUUAUAAAGUGAUUCCAUAUUGCCUGGAUGGAAAUGAAAUGGGAUUUUUGUUUUCAUAAAAAGACACAAGUUUUGUUUUAAGUGUAUUUGGUUUGUAUGGUUGUACAUCUGCGCAUAUUCCCCUAGAGUUUUAAUAUAACCAAUUUGUCUGAACUGAUUUGGGGACAACAACUGUAUAUGUAGCACCGGACACAGCUGUGUAUUGUUGAUGCUUUUUGCCAAUGGAUGUUUCCCAUAAUGUUGAAAAAGAAGUAGUCCUUAUCGUUAGGAAGAACUGAAUGCAUACUGUCUAUUUGUCAUGUUUACAUCUCUAAAGACAUCUCUAGAGCUCUACAGACAUCUGCUUUCUAGUAGAUGAUGAUAAAAGUCACAGCAUGUGAAUCUGCUCUAAAACAAAUGACGGUAGAAGAUCAGGCUGGGUUUCCCAAAAACACAAAACAUUGUGACUAGUAUGACACCUGAAAAACAUUUUCUAUUUAACGUAACUUAAAACUACAUAAGCUCUUAUAUCUGGUAAUAUAACUGCAGCUCUAAGUGUUUGUGCACUUUACGAUGUGGUGUAAGUUUUUCUCUUACGGUAACGUUCGGGAUAUUCUUUUGACUCAUGUACAAAGGAUUUGAGAUCAAGAUGUGAAAUUACUUCUGAAAUACUGUGGGCAUCAACUAUGAACAAUCUUAUCUUGAUUAUCUUAACGGAUAUGUUGCAGUGUUUUGGGGAAACUGCAUUAAUCAUGCUCUGCUGAUUUUGUUAGCACGUUUACAACUUGGUGGUGUUACAUUUUUCUGAAAAUCCUUGCAAUAACGACUGCAGCAAAAGAUACAGUGUGUAAUGUAUGAGUCCAAAUGACUGCAUCUCUUCGAGCUGAGAGUGUUUGGAGAGGUGCCAGAUCUGCAAGCAUACAUUUAAGCAUGGUCAAGGAAGGAAGGCAUGUUUUUGCUCUGGUCAAAGGAAUGAAUGAAUAAUACUAUAUGUGGAUAGUAAACUGAACUAAAUCUAUUUGGAAAGAACAAAAAUGCUAAUUCUACCCUGUAAGAGGGCAUCUCCUUUUUUUAAACACUGAUUUACUGUACCUGAUACAGCCUCAAUGUCUCUACAGCAUUUGAGCUAGAAAAGUAAACAAGCAUAAAAACAAAUUACAUUUCAUUUUUAAAUAAGGUGCCAUCUGUGUAGAUAAUAAAAAUACUUAAUUAAGCAUUAAGUAGAAAAAAUACAUGAAUAGUACAGUAGGUCAGGUAAUAUGUCACUAAUGGAGCUACUAGCUGAGGGGUGUGUUGGACCAGUAGCUUUACAGUUAACAUUGACAUUGAGGGACUUACUUUCUGAUUGACUAUGGUGCUGAUUUUUGUCUUCUAUCAUUAACAUCAUCCUAAUAGAUACACACACACACACACACAUAGUCGUGUGGAUUACUGACGGCCAAUGUCGUCUCACUCGAGGCGUAGCGUCACUAAUCUUUUGAGUUCAGAGUCUAAAGUAAUGCAUUGUAACAGAAGCUAUUUAUUUGCAGUUGUGUGUUUUUAAUUUAUUUUUCACGAAUGGAAAAUAAUUCAUGUGCAGACAGAUGUUUUUUUUUGUCAGGUGCUUAUUAUGAUGAUUGUGAACUGGUUCCAUUUAGAUUUUAACAGUGUCAAAGUUCUGUGUAUAGUGCAACAUAUCAAAAAAUAAAUAUUAGAUAUCUGA
Sander lucioperca (pikeperch) is the source of this 3621-nucleotide messenger RNA. RefSeq names its product family with sequence similarity 219 member Aa (gene fam219aa). Lineage: Eukaryota; Metazoa; Chordata; Actinopteri; Perciformes; Percidae. The record is from RefSeq and is a predicted model, not a curated record. The transcript has 6 exons. The coding region runs from base 189 to 755 and encodes 188 amino acids.